Molecule: messenger RNA, 354 nt
Organism: Bursaphelenchus okinawaensis
Lineage: Eukaryota; Metazoa; Nematoda; Chromadorea; Rhabditida; Aphelenchoididae
Source: the annotation of a GenBank genome assembly
AUGGGAACUUUUACCAUCAGCUACGCUGUUAAAACCUUCGUGAAGAAUAACAAAGCCAAGCUUGCUCUUGUGCCGUUUGCCUAUUAUGUUGGUAAGUAUUUUUAUUAGUUUUUAACGAUGUUUAGAUGCUAGUCAACUUUAUACGGCAUUAGAACUAUUACUGACAUCUUUUAAGGGGAUUAAAGCUUGACCGUUAAGUUUUAACGUUAAAAAACAGUUUGAAUAUUUUGGUUUUUAGGUCAUUGCUAUGAUCAGGCCAUUUUGUAUAAAUCUUCUAUGAUGAAGGGACAAAGCCGUAAGUACGCGCAUCUUCGUGAAAACCGUGGCCCGGACUUUGAUCCAUGGUACUACUAG